GCAGCAGCAGCAGAAGCAGCCAUCGCCGCCGGGGAGACUUUGGAGCUGUUCGGUGUGUUUAUUUCACCCAAGAAACACUUUUCUCCACCAUGUCGGGAUUUGACACCAACCCCUUCGCCGACCCGGUGGACGUGAACCCCUUCCAGGAUGCGUCAGUCAAACAAGCCACCAGCAGAGCCACUGAAAACGUCGGGGAGUUCAACCCAUUCUCUGCUCCUGAUAUGAACAACUCUGCCACGACCAUCCCCAUCUCUGCUGCCUCCUCUCAACCCGCCGUGCUGCAGACGUCUGUGGAGCAGAGCGCACAAGCGACUGCAGCUGCUGGCCAGGCGAACCUGAUCAAACAGCAGGAGGAGCUGGAGAGGAAAGCAGCUGAGCUGGAGAGGAAGGAGCAGGAGCUGCAGAACAGGGCCGCAAGCGGAGGACGCAACUCUGGGACGAAAGAGAACAACUGGCCACCUCUUCCAAGUUUCUUCCCCGUGAAGCCGUGCUUCUAUCAGGACUUUGAGGAGGACAUUCCAGAGGACUACCGCAGAAUCUGCAAGAGAAUGUACUACCUCUGGAUGUUCCACAGUGCCACCCUGUUCCUCAACGUGCUGGCCUGCCUGGCUUACUUCACUGCAGAGAAUGCUUCUGGUGUUGACUUUGGUCUGUCCAUCCUGUGGUUCAUCCUCUUCACCCCUGUGGCCUUCAUCUGCUGGUACAGGCCCGUCUACAAGGCCUUCAGGUCCGACAGCUCCUUCAGCUUCUUUUUCUUCUUUUUUGUCUUUUUCUUCCAAGUGGCCGUGUACAUUAUCCAAACUGUGGGGAUUCCCAGAUGGGGAAACAGCGGAUGGAUCGCUUCAAUCAGCAUGAUCCGCACCAACCUGGCUGUGGCCGUGGUGAUGAUGGUAGUGGCCGGAUUUUUCACUGUAAACGCCGUCCUGGCUGUCAUCCUACUGAAAAUGGUCCACUCCAAGUACAGGAGGACAGGUGCCAGCUUCACCAAGGCCCAGCAGGAAUUCUCCCAAGGAGUCCUGACCAACAGAUCCUUCCAGAGCGCUGCAGCCAGCGCGGCCACCUCCGCUGCCCAGGGAACCUUCGGCAGAGGCCAGGGGAAUUAGACUGUUUCCCACAGCCUCAGUGCCUCAGGCUAGUCUCCUCUCUGAUCAGAAUACCAGACCAGCCACGUCCCAGCAUUAUUCAAUGAGUUUAGGAGAAUGGGGGGAUUGAUUAUUUCAAGAAAAAGGGCAAAAAAACCAACAAGUAACUUAUGAUGAGAUCAGCCUAGUGAGGUGUCGCUAUUCACCACUUCUGCUCAGAAAGUUUACGGAGACUGUGGUAAAAUAUGGAGGUCUUAUGGGAGCAUGUGAUGCCUGGUGCAUGUCUUGGUUGUUAAUGAAGUCUCUCAUCAGUAAAUGAUGUGUUUAAAAUCUAUUUUGGGAAAUGUACUGUAGGAAAUUGAAAACACGUGAAGUUAAACAGGAGGCAGAGUGGGUGUGAAAGACAAACAUUAGCAAUAGCUCCUGAGGUGCAUUUACCACUGCACUAUAAAGGCCAAUGUGAGAUUAUCUGCAAGGAAAAAAGUCCAUCUAUUUAAAUCCUGUCAUUCAUAAAAAUGCUGGUGAGGAGGAUUUUUUUUAAAUCUCAAUGUUGAUGUAGAAAUAACACAUUGGGGCCCUUAAAGAUAAGCGAUGUGCGCAGAGUUUGGAUUAUAUUAAAAGCAUACUUGACAUGAGAAUGUUUUACCAUCAGCGAAUGAUGGACACACAUAAUGUGUGUAUACAUAUUUCUGUCAGUGAAGCAGCAUGUAGAGCCUUAAUUCUGACCCAAAUAUUUAAUAAUACUUAUAGUACACUAUAUACAACUAAGUUCUGAUCAUUUUCUAGUUCUUUUCCUCUGAGGCAGACUGGAUAGACUGUAAAAUGAGAUGCAUCCUGUUACACUACUGAGCUGUCUGAAUCUUGCUGACUAAAUCUGAUGAUUUCACAACUGUAUGGGAUGAGCUGAUGAUUAAUGAAGUUGACGGGAUGAAGGUCUUUUUCUUUGUGCUGUUUUGAACUGAUUUUUGAUGAAGUGAGGCUAAAAGCACUUCUGAGGGCAAAUGAAGAUGAGUUUCAAGCGGGGUGUUACAUUCAAAUUCAUUGCGAUUUACCUUUGUUUUCUGUCAUCGUACGGAGCCUUGUUGUGAUAAAAAUGAAAGACAGGGUGCAGGUUUAUUCAUGUAGUGUUACUGACAUAGAUUUUAGAUGUAUUUACUUUUUAUUUUUUUAAAAAGUGCAUUAUUGAGCAAAAAGAACACAAUAUUUGUCUGUCAGUUAUCGAUUGGUUUAACUUUGUAGCAAUAGUAAAUACACUGCAGACAAAAGUCCCAUGUUUCUGACGGAUAGAUUGUAUUUUCUAACUGCACCUACUUGUCGUUAGCAUUUUCAUGUCUUUACAUGUGUGUGUAUAUAAACGCUGUCUUCUUCUGAUCCCAUGUUAGCGCAACACUGAAUCACUUCAUUUCGGUAUAACCUUGGUGCCUUUGAACAGAUGUAACCUACCAGCGUUUGUGUGGGGAUUUAAGCACAAGGUUGUUGAUUAUUAGCCUGAUUUUAUAGAGAAAUUUGUAUCAUGGUGAAGUUUCCCUGUCAUGAUCUGAAUGUGUGUCGAGACGUCUUGUACAUAUUGGUGACUUAUUUAAAAUAUAUUUGUUGGAAGGGUGUUUGUUGGACUUUGGUUCCCAGUCUUAACAUUCAAUAAACUGUCAGAUUGUUUCUCUGUUA
Stegastes partitus (bicolor damselfish) is the source of this 2747-nucleotide messenger RNA. Its product is annotated as secretory carrier-associated membrane protein 2-like. Gene Ontology annotation, biological process: protein transport. Gene Ontology annotation, cellular component: trans-Golgi network membrane; recycling endosome membrane. The transcript has 9 exons. Bases 90 to 1103 code for a protein of 337 amino acids. The record is from RefSeq and is a predicted model, not a curated record. NCBI's taxonomy places the organism in Eukaryota, Metazoa, Chordata, Actinopteri, Pomacentridae.